AGGGAACUAGCUCUGGUCGAGUGACCAGAGCUGGGGGCUCCUGCCUGAGAACUCCAGCUUCUCUUCCCCAGGUGCCCAUCUGAUGAGGAGAUGGCUGAUGCCCAGAACAAUUCGCUGGACAGCCCAGGGAGUGUGGGGGCUGUGGCAGUGCCUGUGGUCUUUGCCCUCAUCUUCCUGCUGGGCACAGUGGGCAACGGGCUGGUGCUGGCGGUGCUGCUGCAGCCCGGCCCAAGUGCCUGGCAGGAGCCAGGUAGCACUACAGAUCUAUUCAUCCUCAACCUGGCGGUGGCCGACCUCUGCUUCAUCCUGUGCUGCGUGCCUUUCCAGGCGGCCAUCUACACGCUGGACGCCUGGCUCUUUGGAGCCCUCGUCUGUAAGGCCGUGCACCUGCUCAUCUACCUCACCAUGUAUGCCAGCAGCUUCACGCUGGCCGCCGUCUCAGUGGACAGGUACCUGGCCGUGCGGCACCCGCUGCGCUCGCGGGCCCUGCGCACCCCGCGCAACGCCCGCGCGGCCGUGGGCCUCGUCUGGCUGCUGGCGGCGCUCUUCUCGGCGCCCUACCUCAGCUACUAUGGCACGGUGCGCUACGGCGCGCUCGAGCUCUGCGUGCCCGCUUGGGAGGACGCGCGCCGGCGCGCCCUCGACGUGGCCACCUUUGCAGCCGGCUACCUGCUGCCCGUGGCCGUGGUGAGCCUGGCCUACGGGCGCGCGCUGCGCUUCCUCUGGGCGGCCGUGGGCCCCGCGGGCGCGGCGGCGGAGGCCCGGCGCAGAGCCGCGGGCCGCGCGGGGCGCGCCAUGCUGGCGGUGGCCGCGCUCUACGCCCUCUGCUGGGGCCCGCACCACGCGCUCAUCCUCUGCUUCUGGUACGGCCGCUUCGCCUUCAGCCCCGCCACCUACGCCUGCCGCCUGGCCUCGCACUGCCUCGCCUACGCCAAUUCCUGCCUCAACCCGCUCGUCUACGCGCUCGCCUCGCGCCACUUCCGCGCGCGCUUCCGCCGCCUGUGGCCCUGCGGCCGCCGCCGCCGCCACCGCGCCCGCUGCCCCCCGGGCUCCCGCCGCGCCCUCCGUCGCAUCGGCCCGGCGUCCUCGGGCCCUGCCGGCUGCCCCGGGGACGGCUGGCCUCGAGGAAGGCUGCCGGCGGGCAGCGGCUGGGGCGGGCAGCCCGGGGGGGAGCCUGCCCGCGACGGAGAGGCUGCGCGAGCCCUGUCAGCCCGAGGAUGGGAAUAAACCUUGUUCGCCUGCACUCUGCUGGGUGUCCGUGUGUCAUUCCCCUUCCCCCAGGGCAGGACGCUACUAGGGGAUGGGCUAGGGGAUGGGGGCCAACGCUAGGAGCCCUCUGAGGAGCAGGGGCUGAGCUGGGGCUCCAGCCCUUUGAACACCCCUGGGCGGUGGAAAUGGGUCCACCUAGCCAAGCACAGCCUCCUGGCUCGGCAGCCCUCAGACUAUCCAUAGCCAGUGUGGCAGGAGGGCAGUCCCUCUGCCCAUCCCUGCAACUCCGCCAGCACCUUCUAGGCCCUGCUUCCUCCACCACCCUUUACCAAGCCUCUUCUCCUUUCCAGGCCCUGGCCUGGGUAAUUUAACACUAGCAGCUAAUACAGCAGAUAUUUAUUAAGCACCCACUAUGUAUCUUGUGCGGUGCUACAUUCUUCAGUCUAAUUAUCAAAACAGCUUUGCAAGGUAUAAUUAGUUCCGUUUUAUAGAUGUAGAAAUGAAAAAUCAGAGGUUUAGUGAUUUGCACAAAGUCACAUGGCUAGUGUUCGACAGAGGUUGGAUUCAGACCCACUGCUGUCCAACUUUUUCUGCUCAGUGGAACCUCCUCCACCUCUAGGGCCUCUGCUCUCGGUUUCCAUGGUUUCCAAGGUUUUUCUUGGUUCUUCCUGAUUGGGCUUCAGCCCUCUUCCCCAAACCUACAGCUCCCCACAUUCGACUGGAUGCCCCGGAAACCUCAGGGCGCUUCCAGCCCCCUUCCUUCAGAGAGUUCUGUUCAGGUACUCAGGCCAGUGGGUCCUGGGUCCAUUGCCUGACCCAAACCCCCUGCAUUAUUCCUUCAGCCUUUCCGUGCUCCUGGCUCAGGAGAGAAACUGAGCCACACUCAGGCCCCAGCUGGCCUCCCAGCAGCCUCGGUGGCCCCUCCCUCCCUGUCCCUGCCCACAGCUGGGGUAGUCGUUGGCUGUGGAAACCUCCUAAUUAACCAAGAAGUCAGUCUCGAUGGUUGCAGAGCCGCCCACUUCCCUCCCUCCCUCACCACACACCAAUGUUUAUUAGCUUCUGGCCAAGGCCUGAGACCUCUCAGCUUCCAUGUUU
This is a messenger RNA of Diceros bicornis minor, 2304 nucleotides long. RefSeq names its product galanin receptor 3 (gene GALR3). The record is from RefSeq and is a predicted model, not a curated record. Bases 91 to 1227 code for a protein of 378 amino acids. Gene Ontology annotation, biological process: adenylate cyclase-modulating G protein-coupled receptor signaling pathway; neuropeptide signaling pathway; negative regulation of adenylate cyclase activity. NCBI's taxonomy places the organism in Eukaryota, Metazoa, Chordata, Mammalia, Perissodactyla, Rhinocerotidae. Gene Ontology annotation, cellular component: membrane. Gene Ontology annotation, molecular function: galanin receptor activity. The transcript has 2 exons.